Molecule: messenger RNA, 5390 nt
Organism: Haliotis rufescens (red abalone)
Lineage: Eukaryota; Metazoa; Mollusca; Gastropoda; Lepetellida; Haliotidae
Product: cytoplasmic polyadenylation element-binding protein-like
Exons: 13
Coding region: 136-1830 (564 amino acids)
Biological process (GO): negative regulation of cytoplasmic translation
Cellular component (GO): neuron projection; cytoplasm; nucleus
Molecular function (GO): translation factor activity, RNA binding; mRNA 3'-UTR binding; ribosome binding
Source: RefSeq, a predicted model, not a curated record
UUGGAUGUCGUCUGGCGUGCUAUCAAUGUUAGAGGGAGAGUGCGGACACUCGUACCUCACAUCAUCAUUGGCACUUGACAAACAAGCAGAGGCUUCACAAAGAGCAUACGAGUUACAAAAAGGCUGAUACUCACGAUGACUACCCAUGUUAGCAACGCCAAUAUUCCAGCUAUCAAGGUGGAGGACUUUGAUAGUGGUGAAGGUCUUGUGGGUGGGUCUACAGCUGCCAACAAUAUGGAGAUACUGAAACACAUCAAUGCUUUAUUGGACAACUCCCUUAACAUGACAAACCUUGCAGGCAGUAUGCUGCCACAGGAACGGGCAAGAGAAGUAAUGCCACAGAUGCCAAUGUAUGCUGCCAACCCUUCAGCCGACUACCAGUCCCUGGUUGGCUACAACACUGUUCCACAGUCAUCACAGGCUACAACUGCCUAUCCUGGUAAUAGUGAGAUCCUCUUCCCUCCAGGCUUCCAGCUGUUUUCCCCAACAUCCCAUGCAGCAGCAGCUGCCUCCCUCCAGCAGUACGGCAUGUACAGCCCCACCGACACCAUGGGCUACUCCACCCCACAGCGCUACCCCAGGGCCAUCAAGGGGGAGAGGACAGCAAGUACAGCUUCAAGUGAUUAUGGAUCGAUGUCUCCAGUAAGCCCAAUGAGUGACAUGAGUCUCUCUCCUAUGGACAAGAUCAUCUAUUCCACACUACUGUCGGGCAACAGAGCCAAUCGCAGUCCUUCACCAUGUGAGUCGGACACAAGUGGACUAAGUAGUGAAUGUUCAGACCCUGCACUCCUUGACAUGAUGAAUUCAUUGAGCAUUGGUGGCAAGUUGAAUAUCCGUGGUCCCCAAACUGACAUGACAAGCCAGCUGUGCCAGAGCAUGCAGUCUGUUCAGAUGGCCAAAGAUGCUCUGGUUCCCCUGGAGUCUAGUCAGCUGUUGCAUGACCAGGCCUGGCAUUCACAAGCCAUCACUCCCUUCCUCAACAUGACCAAUGUUGACCCAUAUGCCAUAGACAGGGCUGCCAGGCUACACAGAAAUGCUGCUGCUGUAAGUGAGGCAAGCUGCACAUGGAGUGGUCCAUUGCCUCCAAGAAACCACAAGAACCCAACAUACUCUCCCAAAGUGUUUCUUGGAGGUGUUCCAUGGGAUAUCACUGAAGCUGGACUUCAAGCAGCCUUUAACAAGUUUGGAUCUCUCAAGAUAGAAUGGCCAGGGAAAGACGGGUACGUGUACCUCCUGUUCGACAAUGAGAAGUCUGUUAAGUGCCUUCUGCCUGCCUGUACACACGACUUCAGCAAUGGUGACUACUAUUACAAAAUCUCCAGCAGAAGAAUGAGGUCCAAAGAGGUCCAAGUGAUUCCCUGGGUGCUGGCAGACAGUAAUCAUGUGAGGUCCCCCUCCCAGAGGCUGGAUGCCCAGAAGACUAUCUUUGUGGGAGCCCUGCAUGGCAUGAUCACUGCCGAAGCACUGGCCAGUAUCAUGAAUGACCUGUUUGGGAAUGUUGUCUAUGCUGGCAUUGACACCGACAAACACAAAUAUCCUAUUGGGUCAGGCCGUGUUACAUUCAGCAGCAAGAAGAGUUACAUGAAGGCAGUCCAGGCUGCUUUCAUAGAGAUCAAGACACCCAAGUUUACAAAGAAGAUCCAGAUAGACCCUUACCUGGAGGAUGCCAUCUGCUCGCUGUGUAGCAUCCAACAGGGGCCCUACUUCUGUCGAGAAAUGCAGUGCUUCAAGUACUUCUGUCGAUCAUGCUGGUACUGGCAGCAUGCCCUUGACACCAUGAGACACCACAAACCUCUCACAAGGAACACCAAGAAUUCCAUUCCAUUUUAAGGAAGAGGGUAUAUAUUCCAGACAUCCAGUUGCUUGUGAGACUUGAAGAGGUUGCUUAUUUUUUUACCCUGGUCAUGUGAUAACCUUUACCUAUUGGACACCUGAUAUUUUUCCUAUGCCACUAUACUCUAUUGUUGGUUUGUUGAAUAACAAUAACUUGUUUUGUACAUAAGUGCUGUUUUCUUUGUUUACAUUUGAUUUUGUUUACCAGUGUCUCAAAUGAAUUUUGUUAUAAAUGAGACAUUGAUGAUUUUCCCUGAUUGAUUAUAGUUUCAGAUGAACAAGAUGUAUCAAUAUUUUAUUUUUCUUAUCCCAUACACUAGUCUCGCCCAUUUCAUAGACAUUUUAUAUUAUGCUAGCCUUUUAGGAACAUCAUUACAGAUAGUCUUGAUACCAGAAAUACAUACUUUUAGAAGUUUUAUAACAGUUGAAAGGAAAGUGUUUAACUCCUGGAAUGUGUCAAGUUACAAUUUAGGAAAUAUAACAUGGCAAUCCUUAGUGUGAUUAAGGAAAUGGUUGAAAAUUGCUAAUCUUUUAAUCUCCAAUCAGACCAUAUAUGGUAUAUGCUUGUCUCAAAUACAUGAACAGGGGUUGAUUGAAUAGCUGGGUUUGUGGCCAGUAGAAAUGGCAGAGGCUAUGUAGGCCAUUUAAUAACCUAUCUGCACACAUUCACAGGUUUAUAAAUAGGCUUGUAAUGUUCUGGAAUUCUACAUAUAAGCAAUAUGAAGUUGAUUAUUGCAACUAAGAAAUAAGACCAAGACCCACAUUGCCACAGAUAAACACAAUGGGCUGAAAGCAGUAUUUGGUUUAUUCAUAUGACCCAGUGUGCUUCCUUGGAGGACCAUUGAUGGGGCAUUGAUGGCCCAUGUGUACAGGCCCUAAGUUUGCUGAAAUGCUAAUUAAAUAGACAUUAAGCUCAACACUCACUGAAGCAGUUCUUUUCAAUGCUUUGCUAAAAAUCCACCCCAAAUUAAAAUGAAAUAUACACCAGGAGCAGUUUUAUCAAUGUGUUAACAUCUUUUUAUAAGCAUUAAUCAUCCCAUUGUACUUUCUAGCCUCAGAUCAGUUCAGGUUUAUUUAGUAUGAAGUUAUUUUAUUGAAACAUGAUUAUUUUUACUGUGACAUUUGACCUUUGUAUCCAUCAUUUUCAGGUUUUGACUGAUAGCAUAGUUUCUUUCUUGCACAACACUCUCUGGUCCUGUUGGGUCUUAACACUGAAUCCUUAAGUUUAAUUGCUUUGAACUUGGAUGGCACAAUAUGGCAUGUUGACAACAUAUAUAUUGUUGCUAUCUUUUUGCUCAUUUUUGAAGGUUGUAAUUGUAUCUGUCCUAUUUUUGUUAUUUGAGUUGGUAUGUUAGAUCAGUUAUUUCUAAACAAAUUGAGAAUUGAAUGGAAAAUACUCUAUUCCCCGUAACAAUUGUAUUUUGUAAAAUCUGUAUUUUCACAAAGUUUAAUCAUACAGAAAUUUGGAAGAUUAUAAAGUUUUGUUUGUCUGAUCAGGCGAAUUAUACAUUUCUUUAGUAGAAGAUACCAAAAUUUGAGAUCUUAGACAGUUAAGAACUAAGUGUAAAACAUGAAGUUCAGCCAACAAAGACCUUUUGUCUCCAAAGUCACCAUGAUAAUAAAUCAGCCUGCAAUGUUAAGCUUUAUCCCAAGUACCUUUCCUUUUAAUUGCAAAUGCAAGUCAGUCUAUUUUUGUUUUUCAUUUCAUAGCAAACUAUUUAAUGUUUGUUCCGUCUGGGACUUUUUUAUGUUUCUUUUGUGAAUUUACAAGUGACUUUGAACCCAUUAAAUAUGUUCAGUUGACUCAUUUGCUAAAGUUCUUGUAUCAUAUUUUUUUUUGUAUUGAAAUGCUUUUCAAUAGUUACAAAAAGUUUUAUCUGGAAGAUUGGUUAGAAAUGUGAUACAGAUAGAUUAUGAAUUACUGAUUGUACCCACACAAAAAAAAUGUUUCACAUAAUUUUGUGAAAUUCAUCUAGUAUAAGAAGUUUAUCAACAAAAGUUUGGGUUAACAGUGUACAUAUAUGUAUUGUUACAUGUAGUUACCUGUUUGUGUUUAUUUUGCACAGUUAUAAAUUAAUGCACUUGUUUUGUUUGAAAUAGUUCAGGCUAUGAGUUGAUGGUCUCAGUUUUCAGUUGGCCAUAUUUCUGCUUAUUUUGAUUGUGCUAUUUUUUGACGUGCUAUUUUUUGACGUGCUAUUUUUGUCAUGUUCGUUCAGUCAUUCCCUAGGUAGUACACACUUGUGUUCAAGCUAAUUUGAAUCUCUGCCUGAAGUGUUGUUGCUCAAGUCGUAUUUGUAUGCCAGACCUGUCAGUAUUGAAAUGAUGCUUGUCCUAGUGUAUUCUCAGGACUUGAUUUAGCUACAUGUAUUUAAAACAUUUACUAUUGUUAAAUGCAAACUAAUAUUCAUAUUUACAUGCACUUGGUGCAUGUAAACAAAACUCAAAUUGUCUGAUUAACCCUUACAAGUCCACAAUAUUCAAUGUUUGAACCCUCAGUACCCCUUCAGUUAACAUACUAUUUCACAAGUCUGUUAGGUGUAAUUCAUGACACAUGGCAGUCAUCAGAGACUAGUUUCAACUUGAUAAAUUCAUGGGACUGCUGUGCAACCUGGUUUUGUCAAGUUCCUUACAUCGAGUCCAGAAUACUCAUGUCUGUUCCUUUGUGUACCCUUUACAGUCAGUGUUAUGCCUACCCUCCAUUUCAAUUAAAAAAGGGAUAGCUGAAGAAGCUGUAACCCUGUUCCAACUAAUGCCCUAUUUUUAAAUACCAUCAGCAUAGGUGUUUUUUUCUUUCAUGAAAAGCCAAAAUGAACCUCUUAUUUGCGUAGUUGUUUGUUUCAAUGCUGAAAGUAGACUUUUUUAGAAAAAAAUAACUUGCAAUUAUUGGUUCAAAAGCACAAUUUGCAGGUUGCUAGCCAAUGUUUAAACACAAGUCAAAUUCAUGUAUUUUAAUGUACUCUCCUUUGCAAACUAAUAUUUCAGUGAUAUUUUCCAAUAAGGGACAUGAAUGUAAUUGAGGAUAAAACUAAAUAUUUCAUUCUCUUGCUUUGACAGUUUUAGAGACAUGCCUUAAACAUUUUACAAGCUGAUAAUUUUUACGCACAUCUUUCCAAGGAAAUCAUUCAUGCAGUUUUAUGUGACCGAGAUAGACCUUUUUUUAAAUCGCAUGUAACAAAGUGAGAUGUAAUAGCAAGCUUUUUAAGAAAUCUGAAAUGGAAUGUAAAGAUUUUUAUUGCUUUAACAAAUGUAGUAAUAUUUUACCAGCAGUAAUGACUCUCUAAACUUUUAUGACAUUUUAUCCAACAGCUUCAAUUCAUGGGAUAUAUGUCUAAUCUUUUAAUUUCCUAUACAAAGGGAAUUAGUUACACAAUUCUAAUUGUUUCUGCGUUCAUUUUGUCAUAUUUCUUGAGUUGAUUUUCUUUGUCAUUUCCAUUUUGCCCUUGUCAGGUGAUGGUAUAUGUUAGAAAAAAAGAAGAAAAAAAAUGUAAAAUAUUUUGUGAUGCAAAAAUAUUUGUUACUAUCUUUAAAAAAUUGUUAAAUAAAGCUUUUUAUAAGUA